Messenger RNA from Gaeumannomyces tritici R3-111a-1, 515 nucleotides. RefSeq lists its product as hypothetical. The transcript has a single exon. The record is from RefSeq and is a predicted model, not a curated record. Bases 159 to 515 code for a protein of 118 amino acids. Lineage: Eukaryota; Fungi; Ascomycota; Sordariomycetes; Magnaporthales; Magnaporthaceae.
CGGUAGCAGCCAGAGAUAAAGAGGUGAGUUGGGAUGAAGGCUUUGGAGAGUCGCAGCCAGGGGUUUGAAAGCGGCUCCUCGAUCGCCUUGUGCCCGACAGACACUUUCACCGCGGUUUGCGUGGCGCCUUGGCUGGGAGCUCUGAGUCUGUAGCAAAGAUGGCGGCGCUUUAUCAACCUUACCAGCAGAACAAGCUCACCUCAGGCUGGGCCCGAGGGGGUGGACUAGUGUCGAAUCAAAGCUGGGCGUCGGGCAUGCAUGCAAAACCCGUCAGUGCCGCCCAUGCACUGGCACUCUGCGCGCCCAGUCGCGCGGUCUGGCCUGGGCUGUGGCACCAGCAGCUAGCCUACACUCAAGUGGGGCCCUGGCAGCGUGACUCCUUCGGUGCCUGCAUGCGCCGGCGCGAUGCCCCACAGCCUGCCUCCCACUGGUCGCCUGAGCGGGAGCCUCACUGUGGCAGCAAGCAAAGCCCGGCACCCCACGAUUCACCAAGUCCCGCUAAAGCGGACCCCUGA